GCUAAUUCUGGAAGCUGGAUGGUUUGGUAGGCUUGUUAGCUAUCAAAUCAAGCACUCACAUUAAUCGUCUCCCCUAUUAGCAACUGGUGUUUCAAACUGGAUCAUGGUGACAACCGGUCGCACCUACACGAAUGCCGCUUUAGCUUUAGGGCAAGCUGCUUGUGCAUUGGAUCUUGUUCUUACCAUCAGUGUCACGUCCGGAAUCGCAUAUCGUCUUUGGCGGGCGGGCCGAGAUGUAUCCGCUUUAACCGGUCACCAUUCCUACAAAGCUGCCAUAUAUACUGUCAUCGAGUCUGGUGCGAUCUAUACCAGUAGCAUCGUGGUAUUGUGCGCUCUGUACCAGUCCGGCAGCCCAGCUUUUGGCGUGGCAAUUAAUGUUGCUACCCAGAUUUCUACCUUGACUCCUCUUUUCCUCAUCGCCAGUGUUAGCCUUGGACUGAUGCACAGAGAAAGUGCAUAUUACGAGUCAACAUCUGCGGGGCCCGCUUUCACUCGACCAAUCCAGGUCACGAUCACCCAGGAGACCCGAACUCACCCUGGGAAGAGUCAGAGUAUACACGAUCAUGAUGUAUAGUGACAUUGGCUAGGAGCAUCGCACGGAUUCAAUUCCUUUUAUCGAGGGAGGGAGGGUAAACGUGCCAAAAAGCAGGGAUUUUACAGUGAUUAAUGCUGCUACUGCGUUGGGAACUCGAGGAAUUCAGGUGAAGAUCAUCCAAUGGCUCCAGGAAGAACUGACAACCCUUGAACACACACGCGACGACGUUUAGCCAUACGAGUGCUGCCUUCCGAUUU
This is a messenger RNA of Suillus subalutaceus, 792 nucleotides long. RefSeq lists its product as uncharacterized. NCBI's taxonomy places the organism in Eukaryota, Fungi, Basidiomycota, Agaricomycetes, Boletales, Suillaceae. The transcript has 2 exons. The coding region runs from base 104 to 574 and encodes 156 amino acids. The record is from RefSeq and is a predicted model, not a curated record.